AUGUGCACCAGCGGCCAGAUCAUUGGGAGCCUGCUGGUGCUCUCUGUGCUGGAGAUAGGGCUGGGGGCGUCCAGCGUGGCCGUGGGGGCAGUCAGCUUCAGCCUGGCCCUCAGAGAGCACCAGCCGCAGCUUGGAGACUCCUCUCCGGUAUGGAGCGGGCUGUGUUUUCUGCUUUGCGGCAUUUGUGGAAUUCUGUGCGCCAAAAAAAAGUCCGGACUUGUUAUGAUCCUUUUUUCGGCUUGCUGCAUCUGUGGGCUAAUUGGCGGCAUCUUGAACUUCCAGUUCCUCCGAGCAGUCACCAAGAAGACGUCCUCCCUGUACCCACUGCGCCUGGCUUCCAUGUCUCUUGCCUGCAUUGGGAUUGGGGGCUGUACGCUUUCCUCUUGGCUUACUUGCCGCCUGGCAAGCUACGAACAAAGACGCAUGUUCUCUGAACGAGAGCAUUCCUUGCACCAUUCCCACGAAAUGGCAGAAAAAAGAUUGAGGGCUAUUGAAAUAACCGACUUGCCCAGCUGCCCGGUGGUGCCCCCGACACCAGAGUUACCUACAAGGAAAGGAUAUACCAAAGGACUCUUCCAAUAUGGAAACACCGUCGGCUUUACUGCCAGGUUUCUGAAGUUAUGA
Molecule: messenger RNA, 624 nt
Organism: Gracilinanus agilis (Agile Gracile Mouse Opossum)
Lineage: Eukaryota; Metazoa; Chordata; Mammalia; Didelphimorphia; Didelphidae
Gene: TMEM196
Product: transmembrane protein 196
Exons: 5
Coding region: 1-624 (207 amino acids)
Source: RefSeq, a predicted model, not a curated record